AGUAGUCAAGUUACUAGUUCCUGUUGCGCACAGUCCCUGCUCUUUCCCCGGAGUGCCGUCACUCCAGGGUCAGUGCGAAUCGUUAAACCGCAGGGUUGUAACCGUGUUGUUGUUGUUGUUUUGGCCCGAUCUUGCUUUUGCUUUGCGCUUUGGCGGAAAGGGAGUAGCAGCGCUUCCCAAGGCGCGCCGUGCGUCCUGGGGAGAAAAGCGCACGACCGGAGAGAAGCGGCCUCCCUCCUCCUCCUCCUCCUCCCCGCUUGCCGAGCGCCUCCCUCCGCCACUAGCGACGGGGCCCACCACCCCGGGGCGGGGGCGGAGUGUGGGGGCCGGCGGAGUUUGUUCCGGACGUGGGACCCGCCCCGCAGCGGCUCCCGUUGGCCAAAUAGGGAAGCGGAGCGGCCGGGAAUCGCCGCGCUUCGCUUCUCGGAGCGCCGAUUCGUAUCGUGCAGGGAGGAGGGCCCACCCCGGAUCUCAGCCAUCUUUCGAGGGGCGGCAGGGACGGUAGCCGGCGAUGGCAGAGGCAGGGCUGGGGGGCUUCUGAGUUCACCGAGCCGAUCCCCCCCCCCGACCAUGAUGAAUCCCAAGGAAGGCGCGGCGCCGCUGGAGAAAUACAAACUGGUGGUGGUCGGCGGAGGCGGCGUGGGCAAGAGCGCGCUCACCAUCCAAUUCAUCCAGGUAUGGAGAGCCCAAGGCGGGGAGAGCGGGGCCGGGUGGGCAGAUGGCGACAAAAAUAUAUAUUUAAAAACCUCCCCAAACUUUACCAUAUGUUUCCGCGCCGAAGUUCGCGUUCAGGUGACACAGGGCGGUGGUGAAAGCGAAACCUGAGCCAAGAUCCUGUGUUGUUGUUGAUGAGGAUGAUUUUUUUUUUUAAACUGGGAGGAAGUUUUGCCGCCUUUGCUGGGACGUUUUCCCUCCCCAAAGAGAAGCGUUAAGAGCGUGGCCGCCUGGCUUGAGCAAGUCCCGACUGCCGACGCUGUGUGCACGUUUACUCGGGAGUAAUCCCCGUGGAAGUUCGGUGGGGCUCCGAUCAAACGUGCGCAGGAACCCUGUCGCCUGAUUCCUCCUAGCGGCGGAGGCAGGGAUUUCUCCUAAGGUGGCCCUCUAGAUGUUGAUAGACUCCAGCUCCCAUCAUCCCUGACCGUUGGCCACGCUGGCUGGGGCUGAUGGGAGUUGUAGUCCCACAAAGUUUCUCAGUCCUGUUCUAAGCCGAUCCCGUCGCUGCCCCCCUCCCCAAAUAACCAGGAUCCACGGUGAGAGAGAAAAGGGCUUUGAUGUUUGCUGGUGAACUGGAAGGGCGAUUGGGGUUUGCUGCUGCUCAAUCCUGAGCAGCCCUAAAUUCUCCCUCUGGAGAGGCUGAGAUUGCGGUCCUCCUGAACCUCCCCUAUUGGGAACCAGGUGUUGAGGGGGGGGCAAGGGUGCCAGCUUGAAUAAAAUAUUGGCGAGGGGAGGCAGGUAAGCCCCAUCCCGCUUACAAGACAUGGCACAUGCACACUGUUUGAAAGGCAAUGCCAAUCAACUUUGGGGGGGCCCUCAAAUAUUUUAUUGGGGGACAAAGGGAGCUUGGCCCCCAGGAGGUUGGGGAAGGAGAGUUAUCCUUGGCAUGGAAUGGAAAGGUCCAAAUCAAGUGGAGAAAAAAGGGAGGUAGCAGGGACUGGGACCAUCAGCAUCACACCGUGCUUGUGAGCUUUCUAGAGGCAGCUGGCUCCUGUUGUAAACAAGGGCUGGGCUGGAUGGCAUUUCCAGCUAAAGGAUCUUGCAUGCGAGGGCUGGAAAGGGAUCUCUGCUCAGACCCUGGAGAGCCACUGUUCAAGCUGAUGUGCCCAGGCUAGGUGGACCAGGCAGUUUCAAAUGAUCAGAUGACCUUUGGCCCCGAUGCAUUAAAGCAAAGCUUGCAUUAUUUUAUAAAUUUGGAUCUGAUCCAGAAAGGCAAACCUGUUUAUAAUUUUUUUAAGAAUGCAGGGAAGGGAAGGACCAGAAUCCAAGGUUUGUGUAGCAGACUGCAGAGAUCCUUGCAAAUAAAGCCACAGACGUUAUUAGCAUGCUUCUGUUUCAUUUUAGUGGUCGGCUAAGAGAGUAAGAGACGCAGGUGGCGCUGUGGGUUAAACCACAGAGCCUAGGACUUGCCAAUCAGAAGGUCGGCGGUUCGAAUCCCCGCCAUGGGGUGAGCUCCCGUUGCUCAGUCCCUGCUCCUGCCAACCUAGCAGUUCGAAAGCACAUCAAAGUGCAAGUAGAUAAAUAGGUACCGCUCCGGCGGGAAGGUAAACGGCUUUUCCGUGUGCUGCUCUGGUUCGCCAGAAGCGGCUUAGUCAUGCUGGCCACAUGACCCGGAAGCUGUAUGCCGGCUCCCUCAGCCAAUAAAGCAAGAUGGGCACUGCAACCCCAAAGUCGGUCACGACCGGACCUAAUGGUGAGGGGUCCCUUUACCCUUUACCUUUAAGAGAGUAUAGAAUCAUAAAGUUAGAAGGGAUCACAAGAGACAUCUAGUCCAACCCCCUCCAAUGCAGGAAUUUUUCACCCAACAUGGGGCUUGAAACCACAACCCUGAGUUUAAGAGUCUCAUUCUCUAUCAGCUGAGCUAUCCCAUGACGACAAUGGAGGAGAGAAGUUCUCCUCCGCAGCCAACAUGGGGAAGAAAACCAGGCUACUAACUUCCUAGCGGGAUAGUUAAAAAAACGGCCUUUCACCAGAUCCAUCCCUCCAGCACCCUGCUUUAUCUGCUUGCUGGCCAGGGAGUAACAGAAAGCAAUCUCAUUCUCCUUAGCCAGCCCAUUCACUCGCCUGCAUGGAAUUCCUAGUCGCCUCUGGUGACCAAAUUACUGAUCUGAUGUCAAAGAGACCUGAAGGAACUCUUGUGCUGGAAAACUAUGGUUCUCAUGGGGAACACAGGAUCAAUACUGGGGGUAGGGUGUCCUGUUUUGCUCUUAUGGAGUAGCAAGGGUCUUCAAGUUCAGUUCUUUCUGUCAUCCUUAACAUCCUUCCUUCCUUUCUUCCUCCCCACCCCCCAGUCAUAUUUUGUCUCGGACUAUGACCCCACAAUUGAGGACUCGUACACAAAAAUCUGCAACAUCGAUGGCACCUCCACACGGCUGGAUAGUGAGUAUUACUGGGCUGGCGUCCUAUUCAGGUGAUGUGGAGGCUGCAUGCAAAUGUUUUGAGGGAGACAGAAGCUUGGGAGAACACGAUCCUUGCAUUCUGCAAUGGGCAGCAUCCUUCCUUAGCACUGCUUAUAAAGGGAUGGAGGGACAUCGAGUGUAUCAUGACCACAGCUUUGUGGGAUGGGGCUUUGUUAUGCUUUCCCCCAUUUCCAGUGUCCUCCAUCAGUGGUCAAAUGAGGGUGGGGUGACAUUCAGUUUGUGUGACAAACGGCUCCAUGAGAAGCAAAUUGAGGAAGGGAAAUUAGACAGAAAGUAUUGGGAGAGGAAAAUCACCCAACAACAAAGGGAUGAUUGGGAACAAUAUGAUGUGAAGUGCCAUAUUGAGAGAGCUCAGACAGGUAUAAUGUCCCAAGUGCUUUAUUGCAAAAAACUCGCAAGAAAGCUGUCCCUUCCUGAUGACUUCAUCUGAUGGGACAGAAGGGUAGCCCAUGCUACUACAUGGAGGGUUAAAGAUCUGGAAGCACUUAUUGGGUGUGGGGGAACCAUAAAGGAAUUUGGAACAACUGUUUUUUGUCAAAGGUGAAUAGGAGGUACAUGUUUAGUAGGGGUGCAUGUCAAUAUCAGAAGGACAUAGGAAUGAACGAAUGAAUUUUUAUUUGCAUCAGCCACCGGCCAUAGCAACAAAACAACAAUACAAUAUACAAAUAAUAAAUAUAAUGAUGUCAUAAUGCUUUUGGCCUGUUCUGCAAAUGUAGUGUAAUGAGGUGAUAAGAGUGGAGUGUACCACUUUGAACUCCAGGUGAAUGUUCCAAUUCUGCACUUAAAACCACACUGACAAUGACCCUAAACCAGGGGUCAGCAAACUUUUUCAGCAGGGGGCUGGUCCACUGUCCCUCAGACCUUGUGGGGGGCUGGACUAUAUUUUGGGGGGGAAAUGAACAAAUUCCUGUGCCCCACAAAUAACCCAGAGAUGCAUUUUAAAUAAAAGCACACAUUCUACUCAUGUAAAAGCACGCUGAUUCCUGGACCGUCCGCGGGCUGGAUUGAGAAGGCGAUUGGGCCAGAUCCAGCCCCCGGGCCUUCGUUUGCCUACCCAUGCCCUAAACUCUGUAAAUAGCAAAUUAACCCCACAAACUAGCGGUUUCUCCCUCAGCCGAUGGAGGGGGUGGUGCUGGUUGCUUCUUAUUUGCAGGGAAUAUUAUGUCUGUCUGUUUUGAUGUGGGAGAGCACAUGAAUGUAGGGCAGGGAUAGCCAACAUUGUGCCUUCCAAACAUUUGUUGGACAACUGAUCCCAAUACCUCUGGCCAUUGGCCCUCCUGGCUGGGCCUGAUGGGAAUUGGAGUCCGUCAUAUUUACCUGCCCCACACCUGACAUCAUCCAUGACGUUGGGUGUAGGAUAGGUGAGUAUGACUAGGCCUAGGCAUCAUCGCAGACCAAAUGGGGAGGCUUGCUGGACCCAAUCAGUCCCAGGGGGCCGUCUCUUGUUUCACACCCAUCACAUUUGGAAUGAUUCAGAUCUAAUCUGCUUCCCUUAUGAUUUCAGUUCUGGACACAGCUGGCCAGGAGGAGUUUGGGGCCAUGCGAGAGCAGUAUAUGCGUACUGGGGAAGGUUUCCUCCUUGUCUAUGCCAUCAAUGAUCGUGGCAGGUAAGACCCAAGCCAUGGUUACAUUAGAAGGUCCUGUCCUUUCAGUCCAGUGGUCAAAGGAUGGGGGGGGGAAAGAAGUUUCUGUGGGUUCUGAGUUGGGUUGGUGUGUUUUCUUCUGGUGCUUUUCGGAGGGGGUGUUUAAUUUGCAGUUGGUUUAGAAUGGUUGGCGCUUCGCUAGGACAGCAAGUUUUGAUAAUGCCAGGUACAACAAAAUAUCUCACUGUGCCUAAUUAAACAACUACAUUUACUUGAAUGAAAUAACUGUUGCCAGAAUGCUCAACAGGACUCUUAUUUGUAUAUUUAAAACAUGAUAUCCUGCAUUUCACCACGUAGAUCUCAAAAGCUGCUUAUAGCAAUAAAAUACCCAAUAUAUGAAAUUUAAUUACAGGUAGGUAGCCGUGUUGGUCUGCUGUAGUUGAAACAAAAUUUAAAAAUUCCUUCCAGUAGCACCUUAGAGACCAACUAAGUUAGUUAUUGGUAUGAGCUUUCUGAAGAAGUGUGCACACACACAAAAGCUCAUACCAAUAACUAACUUAGUUGGUCUCUAAGGUGCUACUGGAAGGAAUUUAAUUUACAUUAAUAAAACCUCAAUUAAUUAAGAGGUUAUAACAUGCACAUUUAAUCAUUUUUAAAAGAUGCAAAGAUCUAGUUUUGAAAUAAAACAGUUUUGCCAGUUAAUAGCUUACGUUACACACAUACUCUGCAGAAUAUUUUAUAUUGUUUAUCCUCACAACAUCAAAGCAGACUGUUCUAAUUUCCAUUUUAUAGCUGGGGAAACUGAGACUGAGAGUAACGUAUUCUAGUCAGUCCAGUAAGCUUACAGUUAAGGAUUUGACCCUGGGUUAGCCACACCUGAUGUUUCCAGUUCCCCUAACCUUAGUAGUUUUUAACCAAACUUAGAACAGUGUCCUUUUUAGGGAGCAUCUUACUGAAAAGUCUCACCUGUGUUCUUUGCUUCUCUGCCACAGUUUCAAUGAGAUCCACAAGUUUCACACACAGAUACUUCGAGUGAAAGACCGUGAUGACUUUCCCAUGAUCCUUGUGGGGAAUAAGGCUGACCUUGACCUUUAUCGGCAGGUGAGCCUUCCAUAGCAUUCAAUCACUUAUCGUGAUAUCAGUCUCUGCGUGGUGGGACUCUGGGCUGGUACAUGAGUUGAUAAUGUUUUGAACCCUCUCUCUGCAGUCUUAAUUUGGGAAACCCAUAUAGACCUGGGUAAGAAUUAAGAUAAAUGUGUAAUGCCUUGCUCUAGGGAGGCUUGGCAAGGCAUGAGCUUGAGAGACGAGGCCUUCUUUGUGGUGGCGCGACAACUCAUGAAUGCUUUCUCAGAUUUAUUUCAUCAGUCUCCCUCUGUGUUUUGUCAGAGAUGGGAUGCACUUCUAUUUUGAUGGGGGAUUUUGUGUGUGUUUCACACCAGUUUUAUCGUUGCUGGUUGUAAUGGAUAAUAGGGAGAAGGAACCAUCAGCCCUCCAUAUGUUGUUGGAUUGUAACUCCCAUCAUCUCUAGCUAUUGGCCAUGCUGGCAGGGGCUGAUGGGAACUGGAGUCCAAUAACAUGUGGAAGGCCACAGGUUAAGCCAUCUUUGAUUUAACAUCUUUUGCUGCUGCUACAUUUGUUUUUGCUCUGCUGCAAGUUCUGACUACAUGAUGCUAAGCCAAAACAUGGCUUAGGAUGAACGUGCAAGUGGGUGGACUUCUACAGGGAAAUGAUGACCACUUUGUACCUCCAGCACUCGUUCUCCUGUUGCCCUGAGUUGAGCCGUGAUUUGCCUUAGCAGCUCAUCCAAAUCUGGGCAACUAAUAAAUAUAAUACAGUGGUACCUUGGGUUACAGACGCUUCAGGUUACAGAUGCUUCAGGUUACAUACUCCGCUAACCCAGAAAUAGUACCUUGGGUUAAGAACUUUGCUUCAGGAUGAGAACAGAAACUGUGCGGCAGCAGCGGGAGGCCCCAUUAGCUAAAGUGGUACCUCAGGUUAAGAACAGUUUCAGGUUAAGAACGGACCUCCAGAACGAAUUAAGUUCUUAACCCAAGGUACCACUGUAAAGGACAAUAAAUAAAAUUGAAUAAUUGCCAUUCCCUGGCUGUUUUAUAUGGUGCGCAGGGAGCAGUGUUGUAUUUGACCCAGUUGGUCUCCAAAAUUAGGAGAGCUUGCCUGAGAGAAAAUUUAUCUUUGUGAGCAGCCAUGAGUGGGGAAGAUUUGGCUGCCACAAGGCACCCACGCCUUCUUACAUGCCCCUUCACUAUCUCCACAUUUCCCGUUCCCUUAAAAAAUGUGGGGCAGGGGUCACAAAUGAGGUGGAUGUGGGUUGCUGUGCAACCAAACAUUACAACUACCAAAUGGCAGCCGCCAUUUUGUUUUCUCCUUUUGCUCCCUCCCUCCCACCACCGCAGCUACACUCUUCCGUCAUGUAACGGUAUCCAUUGCUAUUUCUCAUCGCUGCUUACUUAUCCAGGUACCCAAGGAGGAGGCCCUCAGCUUUGCCCGGGAGAAUCGGAUCCCGUACAUGGAAGCCUCUGCCAAAAUCCGCCUCAAUGUGGAUGAAUCUUUCUAUGAGCUGGUCAGGGCCAUCAGGUAAGCGGACAGGUGACUUGCUGGACGUGCUGUUUCUUAACACGACUAAGUCGGUUGCUUUGAGACAAAAAUUUUUUUUGCAGGGGUGUCAAAUACAGUGGUACCUCGGAAGUCGAAUGGAAUCGGUUCCGGAAGUCUGUUUGACUUCCAAAAUGUUCGGAAACCAAGGCGUGGCUUUCGAUUGGCUGCAGGAAGCUCCUGCAGCCAAUCGGAAGCCGUGGAAGCCCCAUCACACGUUUGGGUUCCAAACAAUGUUUGCAAACUGGAACACUCCCUUCCAGGUUUGUGGCAUUUGGGAGCCAAAAUGUUCGACUCGCAAGGUGUUUGGGAUCCAAGGUACGACUAUAUAAUGAAUAAGUAAAUACAGUGGUACCUCGGGUUACAUACGCUUCAGGUUACAGACUCCACUAAUCCAGAAAUAGUGCUUCAGGUUAAGAACUUUGCUUCAGGGUGAGAACAGAAAUCGUGCUGUAGCGGCAGCAGGAGGCCCCAUUAGCUAAAGUGGUGCUUCAGGUUAAGAACAGUUUCAGGUUAAGUACGGACCUCCGGAACGAAUUAGGUACUUAACCCGAGGUACCACUGUAAUCAAAUUGGCUCCCCAAAGCCUGGGGGAAGCAGUUUCCUUUGAUAAUAACUUCAAUAUGGAGGCCAUUUGUGGCUGUACUGUAUUUCAUUAUUUACUUCAACCUGGUGCCCUCUAGAUGUUUCAGAUUAUUGGGUUGUCUUUGUUUUUGUUUUUAUUAUGUAUCCUGUGUUUUUAUUUUGUAAUUUAUGUUGUGAACAGUCCUGAGAUCAAUGGGUAUAGGGCCGUAUACAAAUUUAAUAAAUAAAUGAAAUACUACUACUGCUGAUAAUAAUAGACUACAGCUUCCAUCAGCCCCAGCCAACACAGCUUGGUGAAAGUUGAUUUACUUUUAUAUAUAUAUAACCCUAUGCCCUUAGCCUAGGGGUAAACAGGUUUGAGGCUUGUGGCAUCUACUUUUACUAGAUCCUCAAGAUCCACCAAUUAGAGUUUUGCUAAAUUUGGCCACUAAGUUCAGGGGUACCCAAUACGGUGUUAUUUUAGAUGUUAAGACUUUAACUCUCAUCAACCUUGACCAAAAGCCAUGGUGGCCUGGGCUGAUGGGAAUUAUAGUCCAACAACAACUGGAGGGCUGCCUGUGACCUAGUCAUAGAGUAAAAUUGUAGAGUUGGAAGGGUAUGUGAGGGUCAUCCAUCCCACCCCUGCAAUCUCAGAACUUAUGAGAAAAAUUAGCAUUUUCCUGAAAAUCUGAGCAGGUGAUAAGAGCUACGCUGCCUUAUUUUUGCUAUACAGUCAUACCUCGGGUUGACGUUGCUUCAGGUUGAGCGUUUUCGGGUUGUGCUCCGUGAUGACCCAGAAGUAACGGAAUGAGUUACUUCCGGGUUUUGCCGCAUGCGCAGACGCUCAAAAUGACAUCAUGCGCAGAAGCGGCGAAUCGCGACCUGUGCAUGCGCAGAUGUGGGUUGCGUUCUGCUCUGGAUGCGAACGGGGCUCCGGAACGGAUCCCGUUCGCAUCUAGAGGUACCACUGUAUUCUCUCUCUGCUUCCUGUCCCAAUUUUCACCUCUUUCCUCUUUCGAUUUGCAGGAGGUUUCAUGAGCUGGAAUCCCCCCCUGCCCCGGCUGUCAGCCCUAAGAAGAAAGAAAGCAAAGGCUGUCCUUGUUCCCUGCUGUAAACUGCCUUCCCACACCAAGCUACAAAGCCCGGAAAGGGAAGAAGAACUGCUCAGGUUCCCUCCUAAGGAGUGGACGCGGCAGGAUUUCUCCCUUAUCUCCACCUCCCCCCACCUCUCACCUCCCUCACCUAUGCAACAAGGGCUGGCAAUGUGUAUUCUGCAGUUGUGUCCAAAUACUACAAUAUGUCUGGCGCAGAGAGUUCCUGCAAACUGGAACAGGUCAGGAAGCAGAUAAAUCAUGUACCCACUCAACACCCACUAAAUAGGCAGGAAAUAGGUUAUAUACAUGAUGACUGGGACAAGGUGCGGGAAGAGCCUUCCUAUCCUGUUCCCCCACCUUUCUCUGUUAAGUCUUCAGAGAAAACUGGCAAGAAGGGGAAUCUCUUACACCAGGGGAUAGGAGUAGAGGCGGACUUGGGGCUUUCAGAGAUGCCAAAAUUUGGUGCCAUGCCCCCCGCCCCAUAUCCCAGUGCGGGUGAACUGGUCACGCUUCUCUAAAUCUGCCUGUGGUAGAAGGCAGAGCAAUUUGAGAAAUGUGCGUUCAUGGGUUUAAAUCUGGAAAGAAUAGGAUAGUCUGGUUUUAGGAUGGGUGAGAGAGUGGGCAGGAAAACGAGGCGCUCACUCUUCAAUGCAGCCAGAGCCAGCAAGCUUUUUGCACAUACACACUUUUAUGUACAUGUUCAAAGCCGUAUUGUACAAAUGCAUUUAAAGGGGUGUUAUCUAUUUUUUAAAAAAUCACAGCCAUCAUUAUGCACAGCACAUGUUUAAUAGGAACGGUCAAUAAAAAUUAAGCAAGGAAUUUUUUUUUGGCAACCUUCCAGCGGCUUUGGACUACAACUCCCAUGAGCCCCAGCCAGAACACAUCCUAGCAGGGGCUGAUGGGAGUUGUAGUCCAAAACAAAAAUAGGUUAGCAGCAUCGCAUUAAAGUAGGGGACCCAAAGAAGCAAUCUUUUUUUAAAAAAAAGAUCAAGUUUUGUGGGGAGGGUGACCCCCCCCCACAAAAACCGUCUGGGACAGAGGGUUGAAUGAACCCCAAGGGCUAUCUACCCAUUUAAGAUCCUCUACCUGCCACCUAAAGAGCAAAUGGGCAUAAUGAAAUUAAAUCCUGCCCAAAUGCAAGGCAUCUCCCCCCGCAAGCAGUUAAGGGAUGUGUGUGAAGGUCACUUCUGCCAAUUCCGCUGCCAUCCUGCUGCAGAUCAUUCCAGCCUGUUAAACACCAAAGAGUUACCACCUAUUCAAGCACCAUCAUCUUGUGGCACUUUAAAUACGAACAGAUUUAUUAUGGCAUAAGCCAUCCUUGAAUGGAGUCCGCAUUGUCAGCUGUAGGAAGUCUUCUCUGUUGGCAAUUAUAUGUAAUCUACACAUACACAUGGUACAGAGGGGUGGUUCUUUUUUGCAAACAGUGGGGCCAAAGGGCCACGAAAUGUUAGGGUAGGAAGCUGUGAAAUUCUCACAUACCCAGAAGUGGUUUUGAAUAAAAGGGAGUCAUUCCCAAAUCAGUGUGUGUUGCUGUUUGUGGUGGCGGCACAAAAUUGGGCGGGUCAGGAAGCAGGCAGCACUGAGUAGGCUAUGGAGACAUUCAGGCUAUAAUCCGAUACACACUUACCUGAGAAACAAGUUCUCCUUGAACUCAGUGGAACUUUCUUCCAAGUAGACAUUCAUGGGACUGCAUUCAGUGUGGUCUCUUGGAUAUGGUCCAUCCACAUUUAAAGGGUGAGCAGGCUGCCUUGGGAGUCUCAGGAUGUAGCCCGUGGAGCAGGAAUGGGGAAUUGGUGGCUCUCCAAACACAUGAGAUCCAGCUCACACCAACCGUGGCAAAAAUGGCUAACUGUGAGGUGCGAUGGGCGCUCGGGUCAACAGGACUUUAGUGACCAGCAUAGGUGCUCAAGGUGAUCUAUCCAUGAUCAACCUACACCUGAGGGAUGGAGGACAGACAAAAGGAAGUCCUUCACAGGGCACACCACUGAACUAUGGCAUUUGGGUGGCUUUAAGAGAGGAUUGGACAAAUUCAUGGGUGGGCCCUAAAACACCUGUAACUUAAAACUUAAUGGAAAGACUGACCCAUAUCCUCAGGCAACAGUGUUUUGAGUCUCAACUUCUUCUGUAUUCUAAUUCCUGAAGAAAAGAAAGGUAUUUGUACUGCAAAUAAAAUCAAACUCGGGGCAGGUACUGGUGGGGCUGUCCUUUGUUGCGAUCUUUCUUUCAGAAGUCAAGAAAACUGAAUACUGGGUUAAAGCAGGGACACAAUGACUAGACUUUUGGAGAUUUGGGGUGGAAAAACCUAUCUGGAGCAAGGAAUGGGGUUUCCAAAGUCUAAACCAGUUUCCCAAACUUGGGUCUCCAACUAUUUCUGGAUUACAGUUCCCAAUAUCCCUGACCACUGGUCCUGCUAGCUAGGGAUGAUGCGAGUUGUAGUCCAAAAACAGCUGGAGACCUGAGUUUGGGAAACCCUGGUCUAAACGGACUUAGAUUGCUUUAUUUAAGCCAGCGGUUGUGCAUUUGUUAGGCAGACACCGAACCAAAAUGGGGGACCUCGGUGGGGGACAAACCUCUAGGACAUGGGAAAUUUUUGGCCCUCCAGGUGUUGCUGAACUACAACUCUCAGCUGCACCAAGGAGUUGUAGUACAGCAACAUCUGGGUGGCCAAAGGUCCUGCUCUCUGGCAACACCUGCUCUAGAAUUAGGAAGCCAGGUCUCCUGGAUGUGUCUCAUUGUCCAAACUGCUCACUGCAAAUGAACUCUCCCUUGCCACCCCAAAAAUAAGGAAUAAAGCUGUACAGCAGGCAUUUGAUUUUUGCAAAGAAAAGUGUUUUUUGUCAUUUUGUUUGUGUACACAGUAUACAAUGUGAGUUUUACAUAUUGAGAGAAAAAAACGUCUCAGACACUAAUAAUAAACAAUAAAAAUAUAUAGGAACAUCCAAUAAUACAGAACACAAAUCCCAUUAUCUCAGAACAAUACCCUUGAGGCGCGAACAAGAUACACAGAAAUACACAUCGUAAAAAAGGGGGCCUUCCAAGAUCCAAAUUUGGGGCGGGUGGGGGAGGAGGAGAAGUCUUUUCGUCACAGGAAGCUGUGGGGUGUGUUUGUGUGUGUGCGCACACACAUUCUUAAACAACUCUGAGCUGGGCCCUUCCAAUUCUGGUGCACAGGGUUUGGGCUGCUUGGCCCCUCCGUCCAGGGGGCAAACGCCUUAGCAAAAUUUUGCAUGAAAUUGAUGGUGCGAGUCUGUCGUUCCAGGAGGUAUCGAGGCUCUGAAUGUCCCUUGAAAACAAACCACGUGUAUGUCCCCCCAUCCCUUCGUUUCCCAAACCCCAUGUUCAACUUACUAACCCCACCUCCACACACAGGUUCAAGCUACAGUCCGUCGCCUCUAAGGCCCAACAGCUAUCAGUAAACCGGGUUUGCGAGGGAAAAAGCUGUUAAAAACUAAAUUGCAAGCUUUUAAAAUACCCAAAAGGAAGCCAGUCAACCCUCUUCCCCCCUUUAAAAACACUCCAUUCUGAGUGGAGCUCAUGUACACGCAAGUUCCACCCCCCUCCAUGCACUCUCACAAUCACACUUGCCAACCUCUACUCAUCCACAAUAAAUAAUUAAGGGGAAGGGGUAGGAUCCAGGGGGAUGUGGAGAGUUGUGUAUAUAUAAGGGACCCUGAUCUAACACAGCCAGAUGGGCCCCCAACACAUUUCUGUGCUGUCCAGAAACUUAACUGAAGAAGCUCCGCUGGGGCAAUGGGACCAACCCCUCUUCUGAGGUGGGAUCUGUUUUUUUAAAUUUUUAAUUAAAUUUUCCAACAUACAUUUAUAGUAUCCAAUCUAAAUUUAUCACAUAUUUUCUCUUUUAGACUUCCUUCAACCUCUCUGACAAUCAUCCAUUAUUCAAGGUGGGAUCUGUUUUCUCCUCCACCCUAGAGUACCUUUUUUGCACUUCCUCCAUGAGAAGUGUGUGGGAACCAUGAUUAAAAAAAAUAAAUCAAACCGGUGGGUGGGUGCUUUCAGCACCCCCUGCAAUGCUGGAAUAUGCAGCUGCCCCAUAUGGGGAUCAAACCUGCAACCUUUUGACGGUAGAGAAAAGCAAAGAAGAAACAAAAACUGAACCGUGGGGAGACUGGGCUGGUACAGAGAAAUCAGAAGUAGUCUCGGGGAGUGGGAAUGAGGUAGACGUUGGUUGGGGGGGGGAAUCUGAUCUAGCAGGGGAAUCUACGUGGAGAUGUGAGAUGGAUCUGGGAGGUCACUAGGAAAACCCAAAGGAGAAAACAUGCCAAGGUGGCUAACUGGCUGGGCUAUGGGUGUGUUUGGGUGAUAUAUGAGAGAGGCUGGCUGAAUGACCGGGCUGGGCUGCAAGCGGAAAGUGUGUGAAACAGGGCAAGGACCUAAUUGUCUAUCUAAAGAGAGUUUAUUUUAGCAUUUCAGCUCAGGGUUAGAGAGGGAUCUUUGCUUAGGAGGCUGCGGGGUGAGGGACACAGAAUCUCCCUUCCCCCUCAAUAACAACAACAACAAUAAUGGUGAUUAAAAAUAAUAAUAAUAACGACCUCCUAAUGAAAAGUUUCAGUCCAAACCAAAUAACGUCACAGCUACAGGUGAGGAGAGAGAGAAAGAGAGAGAGAGAAACUCCUGCGUAUCGUUAAGUUCAAGUUAGUCAAAUACAAUAUGAUACAUAGACUUUUUAUCCUAUACAGUAUAUACAGCUGAGGGGAGGGAUGGGGAGCAGAAUCCUGCCUUGUCAAACACCACGAGGAAGGGGGUGGAAGGGAAUUGUCCUUUCCUCAAAGGAGCUCAGUUCUAAGAAAAGCACAGAGGGACAUAACUACGGCCUAGUGCACCCCUUUCCGUGAUCCGUGUGAGGGCCAGUUGAGAAAGUCUGAACAGUCUUUUUUUUUAAUGGGGGAAAGUGAUAGGGAUGGGAAGGAGAGAGAUUUAGGGAGCCUUGAUACAGACGGGUUGCUAUGGGUAUCGCUUUGCCCCCCCCCCAUUUAUGGUUACCUAUUCAGAAGGGUUAUGGGUGGAGAGAUGCUCCACAUGUCCCAAAGAGCUAGAACCCCAAACUCAGCGGGCAAAAAGAAAAGAAGGGGGGGAGAGUGGCUCGUGGCAGGUCCACCAGCAGCAAUCGCCCCCACGGAAAUGACUGAGUGAAGAAGGAAGGUGCUCCAGAGACGGCCUGUGGGAGUGGGUUGGGAGGUGGCUCUUUGCAACCGUUUGGUUGGGAAGGGGCAACUUGGCAAUAAAUAUUCCUGUUGGAAGCAAUAACAGAGGCAAUCGCUGUGAGUGUGUGAGUGGAGUGCCUCUCCCCAGCCUCAACUCAAAGCAACAGUUUAUUUGGCAGAGAUGGGAUGAGAGUUGUCUGCGGGCAGGGAGAGGAAGUGGGGUCUCAUUGCCUGGUCAGACUGUGGUUAAAAGGAUCUGGGCACUGUGCUAAAUACACCCCUUGCCACACACACACUCGGCUUUCCCUAGGGAGAAGCAGAAGUUCCUGAUGGACAAGAAGCAGGACGGUACCCUGGACCCUCUUGUGUUUAUUCACGCUGCCCGCCAAAACACACGCGUCCCCAUUCCCACCCCGUCACCCCAAUGAAACCUACGGCUCCUGGAUCCCAUCCCCACAAGCUCCAGAUCCCGGCACCAACACUCCUCUGACCUUCCUAUGGGGGUCCUCCUACUCUCAGUCCCCACCAGAGCAGGGGGCGAGGCUGCUCCAAUUAGACAUUUAUACAUUUAUAUAUAAAUAAUAUUUCUCUGUACAGCCAGGGCAAAGGGGAAAGGGGGCUGUCCAGCCAUCCGCUCCUUUUGAUGAGAACCCUCCUCAACGUGUGCUCUCUGCCAUCACAAACCUCCCGCGCACCCCACCACCAAAAAUAAAAAUAAAGAGGCGCAUCCCAGGUCCUGGUUUUUUAAAAAAGAAAAGAAAACCUGAAAAGGGAAGGGGUGGUGGUGGUGGUGAUGGCGAUGGUAAGCUGAGUCUGAACUCGUUGCCUGUGAUGGUACCCCUCGACCUUCCUCUCCCCACUUCCUGCUCUGGCUCUGCAGAGGGGCGGGCGUUAGGUGGCCCCUCCCGGGGCGUGGCUCCGGCGGCUGCGUCACGCACAUUUGCUCUGUGCCUGAGUCAGCAACUCGCUGAAGGAGUCAAACAGUUUCUCCAGCCACGGCUGGUUGCGCAUGCACUGCUGCACCACUUCUUCCUGGCCCAGGUCCUCGUCCUGACCCUCGAUCGCCGUUGUCU
Messenger RNA from Podarcis lilfordi (Lilford's wall lizard), 15223 nucleotides. The record is from the annotation of a GenBank genome assembly. Lineage: Eukaryota; Metazoa; Chordata; Lepidosauria; Squamata; Lacertidae.